AGAGUGUAGGUUUUUGUGUGCAUGGAGGAUGAUGAUCGAGCUGCAGACAAUCUGUGUGUUUAUUUUAUAAAAUAACUCAAUAAGCAGUUCAAACUUUGAGUAAAGUGUCCGGAAGUCUCUGUGGUGCAUUAAAUCAACGCUGGAGUCGUCAGCUGGUUGACCAGAGUGUCUCUGCGGGAGGAAAUGUACCGAGGUCGGCCUCCGCAGAGAGGAGGCUACCGGCCGCCUUUCGAAGGCCGAGGUCUGCCGCCCCCGAGGCCCUACCCGGCUCCGGGCUACAGAGACGACCGGAGCCGGCCCAGGCCUCCGUUCCACCCGGGCUACCACGACCACGGUCACCCGGACUCCUACCGCCGCUCCCCGCCGCGCAGGAGGUACCCUUCACCCGGGUCAGGAAGCCACCGAGGCGGGGAGUACUGGGCCGGAGGUCCGCCGAGAGACAGGUCUCCGUCACCUCGCGGGUCGGGUCCCAUCGACCACAACCUUGUCAUCACCGUCGGCAACGAGCUGACCGGACCAUCUGGCUCGGCCCCUUCACGCCAUCAUGACAGAGACUACCCUCCUCGACCCGAGUACGAGCGGAGCAGGAGCCGGGGCCAGAGCCGACCUCGCAGCCGGAGUCCGGACCGGAGCCGGGCCAAGAGCCAGGUGAGGAGCAAGAGCCGGCCCCGCAGCCAGAGCCGCAGUCCAGACCGGAACCGGGCCAAGAGCCGGGGCAGGAGCCGGAGUAAGAGUCGCAGUCCAGACCGGAGCCGGGCCAAGAGUCGAGGUCGGAGCCGGCCCCGCAGCCAGAGCCGCAGUCCGGACCGGAACCGGGCCAAGAGUCGAGGUCGGAGCCGGCCCCGCAGCCAGAGCCGCAGUCCGGACCGGAACCGGAACAUGAGCCGGGGCCGGGGCCGGAGCAAGAGCCGCAGUCCGGACCGGAGCCGGGCUAAGAGCCGGGGCCAUAGCAAGAGUCGCCCCCGCAGCAGGUCUAGGUCUAGGUCCAGGUCCAGAGGGCGGAGCCACGGGCGCAGUAAGAGCCGACAGAGGAGUCGCAGUGGGAGCAGCAGCAGCUCCAGCUCCAGCAGCGGAGACGACAGUGAAGAGAAAUCCAGGAAAGAGUUCAAAGAGCUGGAGACGGCUCGGCGCAGGAAGGAGCUGGAGGAGAUGCUGAGUCUGCCCACCAAAUCCAUCCUGAAGAAACGCAACGACUCCGAGGACUCGCCGUCAGUCAGGAGCUCAGACUCUCCCAGAGGUCCGGAAGGCUCCAACAUGUCGCGGGUGGCCGACCAGCUGCUGCAGGCCGUUCGAGGCAUGGAGCCUCACAUGGUGGCCUCCAUGCUGUCAGAGCUGCGGUCCGACCCGCAGAUGGCUCGCCGUGUCGGCCUCGACGCCGAGAUCACGGAGAUCCUCCACCUGCUGGAGGGGACGAUGGGGGCCAAGCCUCAGGAGAAGGCGGAUGACAUCGAUGAUGAGGAGAAGUUCCUGUACGGAGACUCGGAGGAGCCCAAACCUCCACCGCCGUCCGAGCCGGUCCGACACCAGGGGCUGGACCUGUACGGAGACCUGACGGAGGAGGCGCUGUACGGAGAUUACCCCCCACAGAAACACACCAUCUCUCAGGCGUACGGCCUUCCCUCGGGGGCCUCGCCUCGCCUUCAGGCCCAUCCCACAAUGGGGGAGGUUGACAUGAGGUACGCGAGCCGGCCCUCCAUCAGCCCUGACCAGAACAUCACGGUCCAGGUGGCGAAUACCUCCUUCCAGCCGGAGACGGAGCCGCUGGAGGAGGGCGAGCGUCAGGCGAUGGAGGAGUACGAAAAGAUCCAGGACCUGCUGAAGACCAUCGGCCUGGACCUGGGCGUGACCGAAAUCAGCAAGAUGGCCGCCAGGACCAAAGAGCGUCUCCAUGGAAACAAGCCGCCUCCAAAGACGCCCACACGCGGCGGUACUCCUCCGGCAGCUCGGAUGGCAGCCGCGGUCGCGGGAGGCGGAGCCACAGCGGCAGCUCCAGCAGCAGCAGCAGCAGCCAGAGUCGCAGCCGUGGACGGGAGGACGACCGGGGGGGGCAGCUGGAGCAGCGACGACGGCCGCAAGAAGAGCUCAGCGACGCCCAAAUCUCUCAAAGAGUCGAACAACAAGCAGAGCGCCGCCGCGCCACCACCAAACAAAGAGCCGCCGCCAAAAACCCCUGACCCUAACAUCCUCCCCCCUCACCCUGGGGUGCCCAUACCCUCCUACCCCCCCUCACAGGUCCACGGCAUGAUGCCCCCCAACUUCCCCCCGCCAGGUUACGGCCAGUACGGGAAUUACCUUCCCUACAUGCACCAGCAGUGGCCGCCCAUGUACCCGCCCCCCAACAUGGCGCUGCCCCCCCAAAGCGGCCCUGAAGACUUCCCCCCCACUCUGCCCUACAAACAGCCCUACAGCAAACCGGCCCCUGAGCCGGGGGUCAAAGGUUUGGGGAAGACUUUUGUUCAGGAUGGUGAGAAGGGGAAAGUCUGCAGCCAUGAGAGGAAAGUAUCUGAGGAGCAGAACAACGAGAGCCAGAAACAAAAGGUUCUGGAGGAGAGAGAGAAGCUGAAGCAGGAGAGAGAGAUCAGGAUGAAGAAGAAAGAAUAUCUGAUGAAGGAGCUGGAGAGACUCAGGAAGCAACAAGGCGAGCUGCUGAGGAAGAAGCGGCGGGAGAAGGGCGGCCAUAAAGACCCUCUGCUGCAGGAGAUCAGCCACCUGCAGGAGGAGGUCAUGGUUCAGAUCUCCAACCUGCGCAAAGAGCACGAGGCCGCCGAGAAGAAACGCAACGAGAUAGAAAAGAUAGCGCUCAUCCUCGGCCUGAUCCCGUCUGACCGGCCCCGCAGGAUCGUCAAACCGGCCGAGGACCAGGAGGACGAACAGCCGCCGCCGCCAGAGAAGAAGAAACGUGAGGCGGAGAUUAGUCCUGAGCGACGGCAGGAAGUCUGCACCUCCACAAUAAAGCAGACCUCAGCGGCGGCGGCGGCGGCACCGUCAUCGAGAGCAUCCCCGGACAAGCCGCCCGUCGAGGCUCCGCCCCCGACCCCGCCCCCGGAGCCGUUUGAAUACUAUGACGCUGGAAACCACUGGUGCAAAAACUGUAACGUCACCUCUGGUUCCAUGUUUGAUUAUUUCACUCACUUGCACAGCAAAACGCAUCGAAAGACUCUGGACCCGUACGACCGGCCCUGGGCGUCCACUCCCACCAAAAUCGCCAAGAACCUGCAGUCAGAAGAGAAGCUGACGAAACCAGCCAAAGGUUCGGAGUUCUUGCUGCCCGUCAGAGGAUUCUUCUGCCUGCUGUGUAAACAGUUUUAUGGAGACGCCAUCUGUGCAGAAGAGCACGUCACCACACAUGCUCACAACGAGAAAUACAAGAAACAAAUCUACGAGAAUCCUCUUUAUGAACAGAGGAGGAACCUGGACCGCCAGGCCGGACUGGCCUCCGACGCCAGCGGGAAGAAACGCAAACAUGAGGAGGAAGAGAAGGGCAACAAGGAGGACAAGUCCAAACACAAAAAGGAGAAAAAGGACAAGGAGAAAAAGAAGGAAGAGGACGACGCUGUUCUGAAGGAAGACAAAAUUCUAAAGGAGGAAGCGGAGGAGGCGAAGCCGAGCAAAAAAGAGGAGGAUUUUAAAAAUGCCAAAAGAGAGGAGGAAGAGGAGAGGCCUUCUUCCAGCAAGAAAGAGGAGGAUGAAAAGUAUAAAUGCAGCAAGAAGGAUGAUAAAUACCGCUACAGCCGAGAGGAAGAGGAGAGGGGUAAAUACAGGAGAGGAGAAGAGGAUGACAGAUACAAAUACAGCAGAGAAGAAGAAUAUCGUUACCGCUAUCGCAGGGAUGAAGAUGACCGAUAUGACAACCGUCCCAAAUAUGGGCCGAGAGACGAAGAGUAUAAACACGGUAAAUAUUCAGAUUUCAGACCCAAAUAUGACCGAGAGCGAGACGAAGGGAAGCUUAAGACUGAGAAGGAAGCUUUGAAAAAGGUUGAGUCGGGAAAACCAGCAGCGAAAACAGAAAUCAACAAGCCUGAACCUCCGCCAAAGCCCUACGACCCGCCCAAAAUCCUCUGUGGACCCAGUCCAGCCAUGAGGGCAAAGCUCCGCAAGCAGAGCCUGGAAACCGGCAAAUCGCCACCUGUGGCCGCGACCCCUUCGUUCGGAAAGUUCACAUGGAAGAAGAAGGAAAAUGUUCUGGCGAAGGAGGCGGAGAAAGUUGCCGCAGAGUUCAUUAAGGAUGACGAAGCAGCUGCAAAGCUGAACCCGGUCUCGGUGGAGGAUUCUUUUGCAAAAUCUAUGGCUGUUGCUAAGGAGAUCGCCAGCAAGCUGUCGGGCCCCCAAACCACGCCUCCCUGGGUGGCCAACCGCGCCAACCGGGGAAGAAUCCGGCCUAACCUCCCUGCACCUGCUGCAGUCCUGAGGAAAGCAGCCAUGAUGGGUAAACCUGCACCUCUGAAUACCUUCCUCUCCAUUAGACCCCAAAACACCGGGUCACUAGGUCCUGCUCAAAAAGAAGAACCGUUAUUCUCUGAUGGUCUCACAAGGGCUUUAAAUGCUCAGAACGCACUGCUGGAAACUAAACCUCAGCCACCAAGUGGUGCACCUGGGACUGCACCGGCGGUGUCAGGAGCUGCACCAUUUGGGCCUAAACUUCCGCCACCAAGUGGUGCACCUGGGACUGCACUGGCGGGGUCAGGACCUGCACCAUUUGGGCCUAAACUUCCGGCAUCAAGCGGUGCACCUUGGACUGCACCGGCGGUUUCAGGACCUGCACCGUUUGGGCCUAAACUUCCGGCACCAAGCGGUGCACCUGGGACUGGACCGGCAGUGUCGGGACCUGCACCAUUUGGGCCUAAACUUCCGCCACCAAACGGUGCACCUGGGACUGAACCGGCGGUGUCAGGACCUGCACCAUUUGGGCCUAAACUUCCGCCACCAAACGGUGCACCUGGGACUGGACCGGCGGUGUCAGGACCUGCACCAUUUGGGCCUAAACUUCCGCCACCGAUGUCAAGACCACCACUAUUUGGGCCUAAACAUCCGCCACCAGUGUCAAGGCCUGCGCUGUUUGAUGCUAAAUGUCCGCCGCCGCCGAUAUCAAAACCUGCACCAUUUGGGCCUAAACUUCCGUCGCCGGUGUCAACACUUGCACCAUUUGAAGCUAAUUGUCCGCCACCAGUGUCAAAACCUGCACCAGUUUGUAACCCUGCGCCACCAGUUUGUAACCCUGCGCCACCAGUUUCUAAACCUAAGCCUACACCAUCUGAAACUACCCCUGCUCCAUCCGUGGCUAAACGGGCACAACCGACAAUGAUAAAGAUAGUGUCUGACGUGGCAGCUCCUGGCGUCCCGGAGGGGGAGCAAACUCGUACGGUUUUCGUCAAGCCUCCACCUUUCAUGAACAUGGCCGAUGGAGCUCAGAAGUCUGACAAACUUAAGAGUAAUCUGGCUGCAGCCAAAGCCCAAGACUUGUUCAACAUCUUCUACAGCAAGGUCGGCCAAUCAGGCACGUCCUCCAUCACCAAACCAGCAACAGACGCCAGAGCUGACAGGAGCAGCACCAAUAAAAGUCAACUUCCUACCACGCAAGCCCCAAAACCUCAACCUCCGCUUCUUACCCAGUCCAAACCUCCAUCAGAGGUUUGUAAAUCUCUACAACCAGACCCAGCACGUCCCCAAAUCCAGCCAGAAUCAGACAUCCAAAUUGCAUCUGUUUGGUCCUUGCAGACCUCUCCAACUCCAACACCUGAGGUGGCUCCAUCUGCAACACAAAAAACCCAGCCAAAACUGAAUCCACCAGGCCAGACCGAGGCUCAGAGUGUACCCCAAAACCAGUCCUCAACUCCUAAAUCUGAGGCUCAAAUCGCCCCACAAACUAAGCCUGCCGAGCUGGAACCAACACCUCAAACUCAGUCCCAGCCAAAACUGGCCCCUCAAACCCAAACGGAGCCCCAACCAGAACAGGGGUUCCAUCUAGAGACCCAUACCGAUACAGCUCCAGAACCUUCACCCAAGCCAGGCCCCAAAACUAGAGGCAAGGCGACUCUGACAAAGAGAACCCCUCCUGCCCCCCGCCCUAUCCGACAGACUAGAUCUCAAACCAGAUACCAGACCCGGCAGCAGAAGCAGAGCCAGUCCGAGCCUGAACUCGCUUCAGGAGAUUCUGACUCGGCAGCUUCGGGGCUUGACAUGUCAGAUCUCGGCUCUGGGUCGCAGCCGGGGGAGGGGACGCCCAGCGAGGAGGCCCCUCAGGUGAUGGAGAUCACCCCUGAAACCCUGGGCCUCCCCUCAGACAUGACCUCUCUGAACUUUGAUUACAAUUUUAACUUUGAGUAGGAGUGGACCGGACUGACGGGGGUUUCUAUAAAACCACUCGUAUAUCCAGGAAGUCUUUGAUCAAUAAUUUACUGGACUUGAAGGCAGCUGGUGAGAAAGACCCUGACGGACUUGAGACUUUUAAAACGCGGACCUUCAUCUGUUUAGAGGGCCAGUUUGACGUUUAGUGAAGCCCUCUUGUUGUCUGGUGUUUCAGAUGGAUAUCAGUUUCAGUCCAGUACAGACACACGAGUCCUGGACGUCUCUAGACAUGAUAAUCAAUAACAAAAACUCCCCUGAAAACACAAAACAACAACAUAUUCAUUAAUAUUUAUUCAAGUAUUGCCUUUGAGUUGUAAGUUACUUUAUGAGGCCAAAAGGUCCGGGUCUGUUUCACGGUUUGGGCUGGACCCAAAAGGGUCACAAGAUCAUGUUAAAGGGAUAGCUCAGGUGUUUCUCAGUGUGGUUGUAUGAGGUUCUAAUCCACAGUCAGUGUAUUAUUACAGUAGAUGGAGUUUGGAGCAAAGCAAUGUGCUGCUGUGGACGGAUUUGAAACACCUACAAAAAUCAAUAUCAGUAGAGGAUUGCUGUGCGCUUCAGUGUACGCUGUAUUUAGAAUAUUUUCACCUCUUUACCUCGCUGUCAGACAGCCCUUUUCUGACGGAGAACUGAAGCCGUUAUAUCGCUCUCUUCACAGCCACCAGACUCCAUUCAC
This is a messenger RNA of Sebastes umbrosus (honeycomb rockfish), 7018 nucleotides long. It is a transcript of the gene znf318, whose product is annotated as zinc finger protein 318. Gene Ontology annotation, molecular function: nucleic acid binding; zinc ion binding. The record is from RefSeq and is a predicted model, not a curated record. Gene Ontology annotation, cellular component: nucleoplasm. Gene Ontology annotation, biological process: positive regulation of DNA-templated transcription; negative regulation of DNA-templated transcription. NCBI's taxonomy places the organism in Eukaryota, Metazoa, Chordata, Actinopteri, Perciformes, Sebastidae.